Molecule: messenger RNA, 6348 nt
Organism: Cydia splendana
Lineage: Eukaryota; Metazoa; Arthropoda; Insecta; Lepidoptera; Tortricidae
Gene: Set8
Product: histone-lysine N-methyltransferase Set8
Exons: 6
Coding region: 357-1289 (310 amino acids)
Biological process (GO): regulation of transcription by RNA polymerase II; regulation of DNA damage response, signal transduction by p53 class mediator
Cellular component (GO): polytene chromosome; nucleus
Molecular function (GO): protein binding; transcription regulator activity; histone H4K20 methyltransferase activity
Source: RefSeq, a predicted model, not a curated record
CAAUGAAAGAAAAGGUAAUAGUAAAACGAAAACAAGCGUCCAUUUUCUUUCUCCUGUAGCUUCUGUAUCUUGAGUCAGUUUUUAAAAGAAAUCUAAUUAUAAUUCAUAAAUGGCGAAGACAUAAAGCCAUCCUAGAGUUUGAAGAAGUACAUUGUAGGUAACAAUAUCUGCAUGUUGCGCUCGUGACAAGAACCAGAUGAUGAUUGAUCACAUGAAGAUUUCCCGCGAUCCUAUCAUGACAAGGUCUAUUACCAAACAUUCGUAACACGACGCUGCCUCAGCAUUGCGUCUGAUAAGACCAGUUCUCUGACGGUCUUUUCUGGUCUUUUUGUUGUGUCUGUAAAUCUUUGAAGGACAUGGUUCGAGCCAAUACUUUGGCCACCCAGGAGGGUGUAAAGACCCCUCAUCGCAUUGAGUUAUGUGAGCACCAGCCUGUCAGACCUACCCGCACCUAUAGAAAGCGCAGGAUCAUAGCUGCCACACCCACUAAGACUGAGAAUGUAGAAGUGAAAUCUGAACCAAAAAUAAAGAAAACUGAUGUUAAAUCUAAACCACUGAAAAAUUGUAACGGGUUCACGAACAUGACCAACGGACUCAGUGUGCGUUCCCGAGCAGCUCGGGCCGCCGCCCGUGCCGCAGAAAGCCACAAACUAACAGAAUAUUUUAAGGAAGAACUCAAGAGUCCUAAGGUGGAACGUCCACCAACACCCAAAGAUAUAGAAAAGACUGUCAAAGUAGAACCUAAAAUCACAAAUGGAGAUUCAAAUCAUAAGCUAACGGAGUAUUUCCCUGUGAGACGCAGUGUAAGGAAGACUUCAAAAUGUGUGAUGGCAGAGAAGAUGAGAGAUUUGGAACGGGCUGUGAGAGAACAGAGAGAAGAUGGGCUGGCGGUGGCAUAUUUCGAAGGCAAAGGGCGCGGUAUAAUCGCGACGCGGCCCUUCUGCCGCGGCAGUUUCGUGGUGGAGUACUCGGGGGAGCUGGUGGGCGUGCAGGAGGCCCGCGAGCGCGAGCACAUGUACGCGCAGGACCCGGAGGCCGGCUGCUAUAUGUACUACUUCAGACUGCAGGACCAACAGUAUUGUAUCGACGCAACAGCAGAAUCCGGCCGCCUCGGUCGCCUAGUGAACCACUCGCGCACCGGCAACCUGCACACGAAGGCGCUGUGGGUGGACCGGCCGCGGCUGGUGCUGCUGGCCGCGCAGGACAUCGCGCCCGGCGAGGAGCUCACCUACGACUACGGCGACCGCUCCAAGGAGUCGCUGCAGCACCACCCCUGGCUCGCGCUCUGACGUGUGACCGGUAUGUUUCCAGAAAUCUCCGGUGGACUACUGAACGUUAUUUAUUAAUUUAGCUUAAUUGUGAAGUUUUCUGUUAUGACGCUUUGUUUGAAGUUGGACAUAAUUCAAUGUUGUUAAGUAUUAAGAAUUUAAGACGAGUGGCCUAACUACCUGAAUUGACGAGUUUAGAAUCUACGCUGGAUGUCUUUGCUAAAUGAUGGUGGUUAAUGGCUUUGAAUGUUUAAUAAACUGAUAUUUUACGAACAGACAUACCAGCAUGGAGGUUUCUAACUCAUAAUGAGUUUUACAUACAGUGGGCUAUGAAAAAAAAUGAAGCACGAUUUUAAAGAAGCAAAGAAGCAUUUGGUUUACUAGAAAAAUAAGUUGCAUAAAUAGUAUCAAUUCUUAUUGCAUAGGUCUUAAACAUAAAUCAACAUUUACAUCAAAUACUUCAGUAACGAAUAUUUUUUGGCACUAACUUGCCUUAAGUAUUUUCUCAUCUUUUUAAACGAAAGGAAUGAAAAGAAUUUGUAGCAACAUAUAUUUCUAGUAAACUACUGCGUUCGAAUAAAAUGCAAGUACAAAUAGAUAUUGCGUUUUAAGUGAAAUUUUAUGACCGAUGUCCAAAGGAAUAAUGAUGACUUUGAAACAUGGAAAGACGUCACUGUCUUAUGGUGCCUUCACGAGAGGCCUGAAGACUGGGCCCUUUACUGACCGAAAUGUGCGAGCGCCGUCGACACUAAAGUUGACUAGAUGGUCCUUGAUAUACCACUUGCUUUGAUGCGAGAAAUUACCGUAAAACGCAAAGCAAACGCAAAGUUGAUUGCAUUAAAUUGUAGUGUGGGAAAAUGGAUAGUUUGAUAGAUACCUAUUUUUGACGCAAAACGCUACGCGUCUGUGCAUUCGCCUAAAUCCGAGUCUUAAUUCCUGUUCUGCGUACAUUUAACUAACCUGAUUGUGGCAUUAGUUAAGUUUCUGUUUCCGGGUAUUAUAUCAUCGCCCACACUUAACUGUCCAUCGGUGGACCUUAUGCCUUUUUUAAUAAGGAUCAACGAUGUAGCGUAUGUAGGCGAAAAGUUGUAAUUUCGUUUUUGACUGUCACCUUGUAUUCCUAAAUUACGGACACGCAACUAACUCGAAUAGUGUUGUAUUUAUCAUAGUUUUAAGUUAUUAUUAAUUUGAACAUUGGAAAGACGCAUGGUUGUAAAAUUUGCUCAGUGUAUUAAUGACAUACAUUUUCGAACCCAUCAUCAAUAUGUAAGAAUGGAAAGCUCUAUCUUCAUACAUUUAAAAGAAAUAGUUAAUUUGCCCACCGAACACAUACAUUACGUUCAUCGCAGUUACUGAUUGGAGCCACAUUAAUUCAUUAUUUAAAUUAUUAAAAUCCAGGGUGAUUCAGCUAUUCUAGAAAAUCAAAAAUAAAUCCUAAAGUUAUAAGUGUUAUAACUUCAUGAUCGAUUUUUUGCUGGCAAAUUUAAAUCUUUGAGAGUUGAGGGGUAGAAGCAAACAAUAUUAAGAGUUUCACUGCUACUUUUUGCACAUAAAGGCUUGUUCCUAGUAGUCUAUCAAGUCCCUUAAAGACAUGAGUGACUUUCUGGCACCACAAGACCUCCACUAUGCUAUUUAAACAUUAUAAUUUUUGGCACGCCCUGGAUAUAGAUCUCCCUGCAUUUUCUUUAUUAUAAAAACAUACAAAGAGUACAUUUGCGAGACUUGUAGUGAUCAUAAGCGUACGUGUGAUAGAGACUGUGUCCCGAUUAGAGAAAGUAAGAGAAGAAGUUUGAAAGAAAUUGAGAAAUUUGAGAAUAUAAAGGAAAUGUCCUCGAGCGUCAACGAUUUACCAAGACUGAAUUGAACGUUUAAAAAGUAAUUUCUAAACGAUUUUUUUACACGAAAAUCGUUGACUCUCGCAAUUUGAUACACGACAGUUAGAGAAAUUUUAAUGUUAAGAAAAUUUUUAUAUGUCACUUAGAGUAAUUAUUUGUAAGUUAGAACCGGUGGGUGGCCCUAAUCACCAAACGUUUAGAUAUUUAUGACGUCCUUGUAUCGCCUAUCGUUCACCAGUAAUGUAAGGUAAAGCAUCUUAGCGCUUUGUUUCUCGUACAUUAAUUUUGAAAUUUUUCAUUUUGCAAUGACAUUCACAAUAUAUCACUGCCAGAAAUAGGUAAGUCUUGAUUGGUUUGGUGUUUGUAAGAAUCUUAUGAAUUUCAUUAUUUCGUGUGACCAAAUUCAUAAGGUAAAUAGGUCAUUGAUCCCAUUCGCCGGGUGUCCAUACCUUUUGUGAUUUCCUAAGUUAUAGGAUUAUACAUUAUUUUAAAUCUUUGGGUGGAACCUGUCCAAUGUCAUUACGUAUCACUGUCUCAUUAAGCAAAAUGUGAGACAAAAUACACAUUGGACAGAUGGAAUACCAGCCUUUAGCUAUAGAACCUGUCAAUCUAUUAAGUUUAAAUACCAUUUGUUUUAGACUCAAGGUCAAAUGUAACCCAGCAUUGGUUCCGCAUGCCAGUUAAGCGUUUAAUGCAUAUGUCCACAAUGGAGUGUCAAUGACCUUUGAGUCUACACGGAGCUUGAACUACUGGUCGACCUUCGGAUUACGAAUAGUAUUUCAACUACUUAUCGUGCACUUGAUUUCUAACAUUUUCAUGAUAUAGGCUGCUCCCUAAUGGGGCUCCCUUUGUUUGAAAUAAAGUUUUAAGUCAUAAUGUAUUGUUUGUCGUAUUAUCAUUAGUCCUAAUUCUAAAACCGUUAACUUUUCAGGAUUUUCGGAAGGUUAUUCUAUAGAUAGAUUAGCUUUGUUUUAUGGCAAUCCUGAAAAGUUACGCGUUUCUGAAAAAAAAAACCAAAUUAUGACUAACGAAAAUGCGGACAAACAAUACAUUAUGAUUAUGACUUAAAACUUUAUGGGAAACAACAGAGACCCAGGCUAAUGUUGCUGGACAGUAACCUUGGACUAAAUAUAAACUCUUGUUAUUACAGUGUCAGCAGAAGAAAAGAAAUGGUUAUGUGGGUGAGCUUUUCAAAGUAAAAUUAAUAUACCUUUAUUGUUAAGAAAACAAGAGCUUGUUAAUGUUAUUUUUUGGACAACUCGCCCGUUUAGAUCGAUACUUCUGCUGCUGAUUGUGCUUAGAGACUAGAAAAAAAACAUAUAAUUUUCAUACAUGGGUUUUAAGAUAUUUUGAGAGCGAGGUCAACGAGCUAUACAAAAUAUAGCUAUUUGACUGAAACCUCGCAGUGCCGCCAUCUACAUUUUUUAGAUCUGACAAAAAUUCAAAUGACGUCUAAUUUAAAAAAUAAUAAUCAUUACAAUUCUUAUACCAGUUCAGCAACAUCACAUCGCUAUAAUAGUAUUGCUUUCGUAGUUCCUACUCCUGUAUACUUAAUACUAACGCCUCGUGUGAUUCUAACCCUAGUUAAUUGACAUACUUCUAAAGCCUAAUGAUAUCUAAUAAAGUGAAAGUCUAUUGAGACUAGACAUGAAUUAUUAGAACCGUUGUGUGGUAGGUUAUUUUGGGACUAAUGAAACAAACAUCGGUAUACGACUGAAGCUAGUUAUAAUAAUUAUGAAAAAAAAAUGCAGUUGGUCUGCAGUUCCCAUACAAAUUGCAGUCGGGUUGCAGUCCGUCUGUAUCGGCCCUUAGCUUUCUUGUUAGUUGAUACAAUGAUUGUUUCAAUAUGUUUGAAGGUGCUACCAACCAAAUGGUGUUUUAAAAUGUCUCCGCAUAAUUUUACAUACUAAUAACUCUAGGUUAAUUAUAUUAAAUAUUUUAAAUAGAUUAAUAUAUUCCGUUCAAAUUCAAAUAUGUAAUGCAUUUUGUAUUAAGUAUAACCCGUAACUGAUAGAGGGGUAGCACUGAACACUGUUAACCGCGGUUUGGUUAGAGUUAGUAUGAUUUUUUUGAUGUAGCUACUUUUGCAGAAUUAUGCCUCGAAUACACAAGCUAAGCCGCUUGACUAAACUACUGACGCCAAGUUUUAUAGUCUUUAGACUUAGUCGCAUUCACGUGGCUUUCUCAUGUAAUUGUAUCUUACACCUAUCUGGGAGAACAUUAACUAGCUUUAAGUACUUUUAUAUCCAAUUAUAACAUAGACAAUUAACUUUUUUUUUACAUGUGUAAAAUGAGAAUCAAAUUGAUAACAAAAAUAAAGCGUAAAAUCAUCUAGUUAAGCUUAAUGCUGAAACUGUAAUGUCUAGACUAGAGUUAAAUUUUGACUUUGGACUGAAGUUUUUUACUAAAAUCAGUCUUAUGGUCUGGGUUAAUGGGUUUAUAGCUAAGAUAAAAUUUGGUUUGACGUUCACUACUAUCCUGCAGCAAUUCAAAACGCCCCAAACUCGCUUAUUAUUGUUAUAUGAUUUAAAAAAACGUUCAAAUAUGUAGUUACUAGAAUAAUACACAUUAUUCAUAUUCUGUAAUAAACCAUGAAAUAUUGGAGGAUGGCAAACUUUCGAAUUUUAGACCUUUUUAGUUUUGUGUAUAAUUUACAAUACAACAAGCUAUCACAUUACUAGAUUACCUAAUUUGCGAAGUUUUGUCGCCAAAUUACCUAAUUAGUAAUCAUGUUAAAAUGGACUAUUUUUGUAUAAUGAAUAGAUUUUUUAGACCACCUCAAGCUAAGAUCACCCAAGACAAAAUAAACACAGAAGUUAGGGUUCGAUUACACAUUACACGAAUUACGUAGCGAAGGACUAAGAUAAGUCGAAACCUACGUCAGUCAAAUGGAAAAGGCUACUGUAAUCGUGCCUUUAUUUUUGUCUGUAGAAUAAUGUUUUCUUGAACAAUAUUUAAUUUACAGAAGUGUUUCUUACUUUUUAACAUAGAUGUAAUUUAUUUAAUAUAUGAAUUGUUUUUGUCAAGGGCAGUUUAUUACGAGGCUGGUAUUUGUUUGUUAAUGAAUAUGAGAUGAAACAAAUGCCGAUUGGAUAUUACAUUUUACAUUUAGCAACAGUAUUGUUAUGGUUAAUUUCCUACUUAGCGGUGUUAUGAGACUUAUUUAUUUUGGAAUAAGGGCACCGUGCACUGCCCAAAUAAUAAUCAGUAGUGAUUGAGUGAAAUAUAAAAAUAAUGAACUUUGA